Molecule: messenger RNA, 1282 nt
Organism: Paramuricea clavata
Lineage: Eukaryota; Metazoa; Cnidaria; Anthozoa; Malacalcyonacea; Plexauridae
Source: the annotation of a GenBank genome assembly
CAACCUUGCAUAUUUAGUUCGUGUACGCUCACAAGGCGAGCUUUAUGUCGGAAAGUCAAGUGCCAGCCGUAACAAGGUAUAUAACAGCGCACACUGUACUCAAAUCAUGGAUUGAAUCGCAAGCAACGAGCACGAAACGAAACAAUUUUGCCAACUGGGACAGCCAAUGGUUGAAUUUGGGCACGGACGCAAAUUCUGUUGCGCUUUAUUCUACCAAGGUGACACCUACACCAGGUUUGUACUACUUAGUGAAACAACUUAUCAACAUACAUCAACAAAUUGAAGAGUUUUCAGCUGGUACUGCAUACCUUCCGUGGUUCGGAUCAAAAUUCUAGGACUGGAUCAAAUUUCUAGGACUGGAUUUAUUUAUUUAUUUAUUUUAUUUACCCAAAAACAGGAAGGGCGCACCCACGGAGCCAAAGCGCCAAUAACGGGUUCCCCGCGUGAGUUGUAAAAUACAUAGAAAUAUUGUAUACAAAUUAAGAGUUAAACACUAAAUAGUGCAUCACAACAAAAAAACAACAAAGUCAACAACAACAACAACAUAAUAUAAAAAAGGGGCACUAGCAGCACAAAGUGUCACUGAGUAAUCCAAUCCAAUCCAAAGGACGGGCUUUGUGACAUUUGACACAAACAGUCUUGUCAAUUCUAGAACUGGAUCAAAAUGAAUUUCGAAUCCCAGUCACCCGACGCAAACGGAUUUGCCAAAUUCCAGACCCAAUAUAUACCCAUUACCUGUAACCCAAAUCCCAGUGAAAAUAAUAUAGACAAAUAAUACCAGCUCUCAUUUUUACAACCCUGAUUAUCAAAGCCACAAGCCAUGAUUAAAUUUACUGAAUCAAUGUUUUUAACUAUUUUUCUUUUUCUCUUAAAGGCGGAAUAUGGUACACACUUGAUGUCACACAGCAAGCGCAGGAUUGGAAAUAUGGCUCAAACUACGGCCUGCUCCUGCGAGAUACUCAUGAACAAGUGCAAGGACGCGAUUUUCGAUUUGCCAGUAAUGCCUACUCGGACAGCUCUAAACAUGCCUAUAUAACCCUGAGGUGCUCGGUGCAACAGCAAUCUGCAGGAGGAGGGGGAGGUAUAAUCUCCCCUAACGGAGGGGGAAUUCACCCCAUUUAAAGUGUGUGUGGGUUAAAUAGAUGUUAUAAUCCUAGGGUAGAAUGACUGAAUCAAAUGGAUGGUACAAGUUUAGUAGAUCAAUCAAAAGAGUGCCUAUGAAUUUUUGUAUUAGGUAUUUUGAAAUAAAAUUCUGUGUGAGACAUGUAUGUGUUUAUUUGGA